AUGAAGGGAAAAGAAGAAAUAGCAACGAAAAAAUGCAUUUUUACUGACGAAUACCUGAUGCUAGACUGUACUUAUAAAGUGUAUGGGAUACUUAACGAAAAUGGCAAAUUAAAUAAGGAUGUAUUAAAAGAGUACUUCGAAGAACAAGUCCGAAGGAAUCCCGACAGGUUAGAAGAAAAUUUGAUUAAAAUAAAAGUGUUAGAAACCUACAAAUUCGACGAAUGUUUGAAAGUCGACUGGCUUCUACGUCCGAAUGCGGAUUUGAAAAUGUUUUGUUUCAAAUGGGAUGGAUUGCCAGAGGUAGUUUUGGAAAUGUCCUAG
Molecule: messenger RNA, 321 nt
Organism: Ceutorhynchus assimilis (cabbage seed weevil)
Lineage: Eukaryota; Metazoa; Arthropoda; Insecta; Coleoptera; Curculionidae
Source: the annotation of a GenBank genome assembly